Molecule: messenger RNA, 1619 nt
Organism: Acomys russatus (golden spiny mouse)
Lineage: Eukaryota; Metazoa; Chordata; Mammalia; Rodentia; Muridae
Gene: Sla
Product: Src like adaptor
Exons: 9
Coding region: 583-1425 (280 amino acids)
Molecular function (GO): protein binding
Source: RefSeq, a predicted model, not a curated record
CUUUUUCAGAGAUGCUUGGAGGGGGAAGCAGAGCCAUGAAUCUUGGAACAAAACUGCUCUUGAUAAUGCAAAUGUAGACUUGGUUAAUGCAGACAGACUGUCAACUUCAGCAGUCAGGAGGAGAAGGAGGGAGGGGGAUAAUUCCCCAUCUCAGAGACCAGUGAAAAAUUUCAAUAGAAUGCUUCGACUUCAGAAAUAAGAUCUCUCUGAGCAAGCGGAGGCUUUCCACCUUCCCAGGCAUCUAUGUAGCCCCCAUGCUCUGCAGAGAGAAGUCUGCUCGUUCUGUGCUGUUGAUGAAAACAGGAACCUGUCCUCCUGCCAGCCCUGCGCCUUUGCCUUCCUUGUUUCAGCAGAGGAAGUGUGAGGCCCUUUAGCAACUACAAUUGUGCAGUCUGCUUGAUAACAUGGGCUUUGCCCGCACUCCCUCCCGAGCCUGUGUGGCCCAUUCACCCUGGAGCAGCAGCAGCUGAUGGAGAGCUGGUGAACCUGUGCCUAUUGGCCCUCUGCUGCCGACCCCCAGAAGAGACCAUGUUCUGCAUUUGAAGGUUUCCAGUACUGUCCACAGCCCAGGAAGAGAGAGAGAUGGGAAACAGCAUGAAAUCCACACCUCCACCCACGGAGAGGCCGUUACCCAUCACUGAAGGACUUGAGAGCGACUUCCUGGCUGUGCUAAAUGACUACCCAUCUCCCGACAUCAGCCCCCCGAUAUUCCGGAGAGGAGAGAAACUACGUGUGAUUUCUGAUGAAGGGGGCUGGUGGAAAGCCAUUUCCCUCAGCACUGGCCGAGAAAGUUAUAUUCCAGGGGUAUGUGUGGCCAGAGUGUACCAUGGCUGGCUGUUUGAAGGACUAGGCAGGAGCAAAGCUGAGGAACUGCUGCAACUGCCAGACACAAAGAUUGGUUCUUUCAUGAUCAGAGAAAGUGAAACUAAGAGAGGCUUCUACUCGCUGUCCAUAAGACACAGACAGGUGAAGCAUUACCGCAUCUUCCGCCUGCCAAACAACUGGUACUACAUCUCGCCAAGGCUCACCUUCCAGUGCCUGGAGGACCUGGUGACUCAUUAUUCUGAGGUGGCUGAUGGUCUAUGCUGUGUGCUUACCACACCCUGCCUGGCACAGAAUACACCUGCUCCAACAGCUCAUCCAUCACCUUCCACCCUUGGGUCACCUGUCACCUUGCGCCAGAAGACCUUUGACUGGAAGAGGGCAUCCAGAUUGCAGCAAGAUCCAGAGGGAGCAGAGAACCCACUCGGAGUGGAUGAAUCCCUUUUCAGCUAUGGCCUUCGGGAAAGCAUUGCAUCUUACCUGUCCCUGACUGGGGAUGACACCAGCUCUUUCAACAGGAAGAAGAAGAGUCUCUCCCUAAUCUACAAUGGCAGCAAACGCAAGAGUUCCUUCUUUGCAGCACCCCAGUACUUUGAAGAUUAAUGCCCUACCUGGUUCACAAAAGACAAAGGCUUUGGCUGUGACCUUAUGGAAGCCAGAGUUCUCUAUUCCGUGGUUCUCACCUAGUGUCUUCCAGGAAAUGAGGGAAGUCACACAGAGACUGCCUUUACAUUCUGAUCAGAGGAACUCCUCCCUGUUGUCUGAUCAGGAUUUUGGAACCACAUCAUGUUUGGAUC